AUGGCAACACGCAACCGGCGCCCCGCGCCUACCAAAGACGAGCCCGCCGAGCCCAUCAAGAAAGUCGCAACGGAAACCACAUCCUCAGCGUUUUCCGUGCUAGACAUCCUGCGUGUAGCGGGCGGCAUUUUGCUCUUCAGCAGCGCGCUCUCAUAUCUCACCACGAGCGGCACGAGUCUGACAUGGGGCUAUAACCCAUGGUGGACACGCGCAAGAGAAUGGAAGAACAUCAUGAACUCUCCCGUCUCCCUCACCGACGAAGAACUGAAAGCGUACGACGGAACCGACCCUUCCAAACCCAUAUACCUCGCUCUCAACGGCACCAUCUACGACGUUAGCAUCAGCCCCGCGACCUACGGCCCCGGCGGCUCCUACCACUUUUUCGCCGGCCGCGAUGCCGCGCGCGCGUUCCUCACCGGCUGCUUCGACACGGACAGCGUGCCGGACUUGCGCGGCGUUGAACAAAUGUACAUCCCGCUCGAGCCUUGGGAGAAGCCUCCGCCGCCCGAUGCCCCCGAAACAGACAAGCAAAAGCACGCCGUGCUGGAGAAGAGGGCGAGAGAGAAGCGCAAGGCGAUGAGCAAAGCCGAUUUGAAGAAUAGAAGUGCGCAGGAGCUGAGGAAGGCGAGGCAGAGUGUGAGGGAUGGGCUGGAGCAUUGGCAUCAGCUCUUCAGGGGGGACAAGGGGAAGGCGUAUAGAAAGGUUGGGGAGGUGAAGAGGGAGGAGGGCUGGUUGUCGAAGUUGCCAAAGAGAACACUCUGUGAGAACGCAGAGAAGGGGAGGCCCGUGAGGAAGUAUGAGGUUUGA
Didymosphaeria variabile is the source of this 807-nucleotide messenger RNA. RefSeq lists its product as uncharacterized. Gene Ontology annotation, cellular component: membrane; endomembrane system. NCBI's taxonomy places the organism in Eukaryota, Fungi, Ascomycota, Dothideomycetes, Pleosporales, Didymosphaeriaceae. The record is from RefSeq and is a predicted model, not a curated record. Bases 1 to 807 code for a protein of 268 amino acids. The transcript is spliced from 2 exons.